Molecule: messenger RNA, 1546 nt
Organism: Lynx canadensis (Canada lynx)
Lineage: Eukaryota; Metazoa; Chordata; Mammalia; Carnivora; Felidae
Gene: DAPK3
Product: death associated protein kinase 3
Exons: 9
Coding region: 167-1531 (454 amino acids)
Biological process (GO): positive regulation of apoptotic process; protein phosphorylation; intracellular signal transduction
Cellular component (GO): nucleus; cytoplasm
Molecular function (GO): ATP binding; protein serine/threonine kinase activity
Source: RefSeq, a predicted model, not a curated record
UCCCGGCGGCCGCGGUGGCUGGGCUGGAGAGGGCGGCGGUGGCCAGCGCGGCAGAGGGCCGGCCCGGGGCGCGGAGCCGCGGAGGGGUCACAGCUAAGGGACUCCCUGAGAUCGUGUCUCCGGCCUUUCACUGGAGGGGAAGACACCGGAAGGCCGACCGACCACCAUGUCAACAUUCAGGCAGGAAGAUGUGGAGGACUACUAUGAGAUGGGGGAGGAGCUGGGCAGCGGCCAGUUUGCCAUUGUGCGGAAAUGCCGGCAGAAGGGCACCGGGAAGGAGUACGCGGCCAAGUUCAUCAAGAAGCGUCGCCUGUCGUCCAGCCGGCGGGGGGUCAGCCGGGAGGAGAUCGAGCGGGAGGUGAACAUCCUGCGGGAGAUCCGGCACCCCAACAUCAUCACGCUGCACGACAUCUUCGAGAACAAGACGGACGUGGUGCUCAUCCUGGAGCUGGUCUCAGGCGGGGAGCUCUUCGACUUCCUGGCGGAGAAGGAGUCGCUGACGGAGGACGAGGCCACCCAGUUCCUCAAGCAGAUCCUGGACGGCGUCCACUACCUGCACUCGAAGCGCAUCGCCCACUUCGACCUCAAGCCGGAGAAUAUCAUGCUGCUGGACAAGAACGUGCCCAACCCACGCAUCAAGCUCAUCGACUUCGGCAUCGCCCACAAGAUCGAGGCGGGGAACGAGUUCAAGAACAUCUUCGGCACCCCCGAGUUCGUGGCUCCCGAGAUCGUCAACUACGAGCCCCUGGGUCUGGAGGCAGACAUGUGGAGCAUCGGUGUCAUCACCUACAUCCUUCUGAGCGGCGCCUCCCCGUUCCUGGGCGAGACGAAGCAGGAGACCCUGACCAACAUCUCGGCCGUGAACUACGACUUCGACGAGGAGUACUUCAGCAACACCAGUGAGCUGGCCAAGGACUUCAUCCGCCGGCUGCUUGUCAAAGACCCCAAGAGAAGAAUGACCAUCGCCCAGAGCCUGGAGCAUUCCUGGAUCAAGGCGAUCCGGCGGCGGAACGUGCGGCGGGAGGACGGCGGCCGGAAGCCGGAGCGGCGGCGCCUGAAGACGGCGCGCCUCAAGGAGUACACCAUCAAGUCGCACUCGAGCAUGCCCCCCAACAACACGUACGUCAGCUUCGAGCGCUUCUCCAAGGUGCUGGAGGAGGUGGCCGCGGCGGAGGAGGGCCUGCGCGGCCUGGAGCACAGCCGGCGCCUGUUCCACGAGGACAUCGAGGCGCUGACGGCCAUCUACGAGGAGAAGGAGGCCUGGUACCGGGAGGAGAACGAGAGCAUCGGCCAGGACCUGCGGCGGCUGCGGCAGGAGCUGCACAAGACCGAGGCGCUGCGGCGGCAGGCCCAGGAGGAGGCCAAGGGCGCCCUGCUGGGGGCCAGCGGGCUCAAGCGCCGCUUCAGCCGCCUGGAGAACCGCUACGAGGCCCUGGCCAAGCAGGUGGCCUCCGAGAUGCGCUUCGUGCAGGACCUGGUGUGCGCCAUGGGGCAGGAGAAGCUGCAGGCCGGGGGGUGCGGCCUCCGCUAGGGCCUGGCGGGCGGG